Molecule: messenger RNA, 936 nt
Organism: Suricata suricatta (meerkat)
Lineage: Eukaryota; Metazoa; Chordata; Mammalia; Carnivora; Herpestidae
Product: olfactory receptor 149
Exons: 2
Coding region: 1-936 (311 amino acids)
Biological process (GO): G protein-coupled receptor signaling pathway
Cellular component (GO): membrane
Molecular function (GO): olfactory receptor activity; G protein-coupled receptor activity
Source: RefSeq, a predicted model, not a curated record
AUGAAGAAUCUCUCAAUAGUGACUGAAUUCAUUCUGCUGGGCAUCCCACACACGAAGGAUCUGGAGACCAUGCUCUUUGUCCUGUUUUUGUGCUUCUACAUCUUCACUCUCAUGGGGAAUCUGCUCAUCCUACUGGCAAUUGUCUCCUCCACUCGGCUUCACACCCCCAUGUACUUCUUCCUGUGUCAACUGUCUGUGUGUGACAUAUUUUUCCCUUCUGUGAGCUCCCCCAAGAUGCUCUUCUACCUCUCAGGGAACAGCCGGGUCAUCUCCUAUGCAGGCUGCGUGUCCCAGCUCUUCUUCUACCACUUCCUGGGCUGCACUGAGUGCUUCCUUUACACGGUGAUGGCCUAUGACCGCUUUGUUGCCAUCUGUUACCCUCUCCGCUACUCAGUAGUCAUGAGCCACAGGGUGUGUGCCAUCCUGGCCAUGGGGACUUCUUUUUUUGGCUGCAUUCAGGCCACCUUUCUAACCACUCUCACUUUCCAGUUGCCCUACUGUGGCCCCAAUGAGGUGGAUUACUUCUUCUGCGAUAUUCCAGUGAUGCUGAAGCUGGCUUGUGCUGACACCUCAGCCCUGGAGAUGGUGGGGUUCAUCAGCGUGGGCCUCAUGCCCCUCAGCUGCUUCUUUCUCAUCCUCACCUCCUACAGUCGCAUUGUCUGCUCCAUCCUGCAGAUCCGCUCUGCAGAGGGCCGGCACCGUGCCUUCUCCACCUGCAGUGCUCACCUCACCGCCAUCCUGCUUUUCUACAUGCCAGUGGUCCUCAUCUACCUCAGACCAACCCCAAGCCCCUGGCUGGAUGCAACUGUUCAGAUCUUGAAUAACCUGGUCACGCCCAUGCUGAACCCUUUGAUCUAUAGCCUCAGGAACAAGGAAGUAAAAUCAUCUCUGUGGAAGGUGCUACAUCACUUGGGCUUCCUUCCUGAACAGUUGUAG